ACAGAAGCCUGAGCGCAGAUGGCGCAGGACUUUAUACCACAUGAUAACUAUAUACAGUUACAUCCCGUUAUUACGUCACCACCGUCCCGUUAUUACGUCACCAUCGUCCCGUUAUUAUGUCACCACCGUCCCGUUAUUACGUCACCAUCGUCCCGUUAUUACGUCGCCACCGUCCCGUUAUUACGUCACCACCGUCCCGUUAUUACGUCACCAUCGUCCCGUUAUUACGUCACCACCGUCCCGUUAUUACGUCACCACCGUCCCGUUAUUACGUCACCAUCAUCCCAUUAUUACGUCACCACCAUCCUGUUAUUACGUCACCACCAUCCCGUUAUUACGUCACCAUCGUCCCGUUAUUACGUCGCCACCGUCCCGUUAUUACGUCACCACCGUCCCGUUAUUACGUCACCAUCGUCCCGUUAUUACGUCACCACCGUCCCGUUAUUACGUCACCACCGUCCCGUUAUUACGUCACCAUCAUCCCAUUAUUACGUCACCACCAUCCUGUUAUUACGUCACCACCAUCCCGUUAUUACGUCACCAUCGUCCCGUUAUUAUGUCACCACCGUCCCGUUAUUACGUCACCAUCGUCCCGUUAUUAUGUCACCACCGUCCCGUUAUUACGUCACCAUCAUCCCAUUAUUACGUCACCACCAUCCCGUUAUUACGUCACCACCAUCCCGUUAUUACGUCACCAUCAUCCCAUUAUUACGUCACCACCAUCCCGUUAUUACGUCACCAUCGUCCCGUUAUUAUGUCACCACCGUCCCGUUAUUACGUCACCACCGUCCCAUUAUUACGUCACCACCGUCCCGUUAUUACGUCACCAUCGUCCCGUUAUUAUGUCACCACCGUACCGUUAUUACGUCACCACCGUCCCAUUAUUACGUCACCACCAUCCCGUAUUACGUCACCAUCGUCCCGUUAUUACGUCGCCACCGUCCCGUUAUUACGUCGCCACCGUCCCGUUAUUACGUCGCCAUCGUCCCGUUAUUACGUCACCACCGUCCCGUUAUUACGUCGCCACCGUCCCGUUAUUACGUCGCCACCGUCCCGUUAUUACGUUGCCACCUCGCUUACAUCCCAGCCGUUUUAUACUCACAGGAUUGUGUUGCUUCGCCGUGAAGAAGCAGCUGUUUUACCGAACGAGUGCAACUCAUUGCUGUUGCAGUGUAACCUAAAUAAACCAGCUCUAGGAAAGGGACCAAAACUGUACUCAGUCAACAAAAGUGCUCAUGAAUAUUGUGUGUAAAUUAUUUUUUGUAUUAUUAUCAAUAACAAAAUAAAGGAAGAAAUGUUGCGUUUUGAUGUAUAAUUCAA
This is a messenger RNA of Pygocentrus nattereri (red-bellied piranha), 1320 nucleotides long. RefSeq lists its product as uncharacterized. The record is from RefSeq and is a predicted model, not a curated record. Bases 19 to 1125 code for a protein of 368 amino acids. The transcript has 2 exons. Lineage: Eukaryota; Metazoa; Chordata; Actinopteri; Characiformes; Serrasalmidae.